AUGCCUGUAUUAGUCAGCCCAACUGCAGACGAUACUGAGGCUUUAGUUGAUGACCAAGUUGGAUUCAAGCUUGGCAAGUUUUGCGGGAAAUAUCGUCUCCGAUUGCUUGUGGGUCUGCUGAUAUUCCUUGCAAUCGCGGGAAUAGUGUUCGCUGUUGCGUGGAUUCUAACCAGACGUAUGUAUUAUGAAUUAAUGGUAGCUUGUCUGUGUGUGGUAAUGACCGACCUGUCUUAAGCAAAGUUAGCCAGUGUUUAAGAUGCUUAGAAGUCAUGUACUAUAUUCAUACGACAGAGUAUAAUUGCGCUUAAGCCUGCAAUACUCACGCCUGUUUCAGAAUCAAAGUGCUUGCAUGUCAAGUCAGCGAUAUACGAUAGACUUUAAUAAUUUUACAAAUACCUCAGCUCAGCUCAGCUCCGCUCCACUCCGAUAUUCCAAAAACCAAAUACAGAUGGUCUUAAAACUAGACACGGCGCUGUUAAAUAUUAAACUGAGUUGUGCCCCAGACGCGCGAUAUACAUACACGGAGAGAAGCGGACAUUGUUGGGUUUGAAUGAUUAUAGAAAAUCGGACGAGACAGAUACAUGUAGCCAUCGUGAAUUUGUCAGGAUUUGUCUAUCGGAAGCCAAUAUUGUGUCAAAACAUCACAUGCAGAAGUUUAUUCACAUAUCUACAUUUGUUUUAAAAAUUUAUUAGUAUUCACAUCUCUCAUUGCAAACAAUUCUCACGGGCACCCAACGAGAAUAUAGUUCAAAACCACUCAAACAAAGCAUUGUUAAACGUAUUUUAGUAUUUAAAUGGUAGAUAUAGGCAUAUUUUUAUCCCCUAAAAAUUUUACAUCUGUUCGGAUUUCCUAGCUGAAAGUCUAGUGAUCCGAAAAUUAUAGGGAUCAAAACUUACCUUUUCGAAAAUUUCAGCCAGAAAAAAGGCUCCCGAAAAUUCUAGGUGACCUUUUUAGGGUAAAAAUCCGUUAAAAAUGGGCAAUUAUACCAUUUUUCAGAUGUUCGAAAAACUUAGGAGAGGCAAGCAAGUAAAAAAGAAAAAAAAGAAAAAAAAGAAAAAAGGCUCCCGAAAAGUCUAGGUGACCUUUUUAGGGUAAAAAUCCGUUAAAAAUGGGCAAUUAUACCAUUUUUCAGAUGUUCGAAAAACUUAGGAGAGGCAAGCAAGUAAAAAAUUUUACAACAAAUGUUCCGAAAAUUCUAGAUCUCAACUCGUCUUCCGAACAGAUAUUUUCCAAGAAUUGACGUUAGGUGCCCCUGAAUUCUCGUAUAAAUUUUUUCGGUUGAGUUCUGUCUGACGUUUUACGCAAGAUCUAUUCCGGGUUAUUGACGAUCUGUCCCGUCCUUAUUAUUUCACGCAACAGGGCUCAAAAUAUCGGACAGCAGGUCGCCGGUCCUGAUGACCGGCCAAAUAUUUUUUAGCCCGGACAAACCCCAAUUUUGGCCGGUCAAGAUACCAUAAUAUAUAUAUUUUUUUGCCUAAUGGAAUAUCGAAUUACGCUGGCAAUAGAUCGUUGUAGUGCAUUCACGUUCAGCUUUUUGGCAGCAAGUAGGUGAAAAAUUCAUUGACACGUUCUUGAAUUCCUUUCCGCGGUUUUUCCCCGUUUUCAUGUCCGUUAUACCUUGAGUAUCAUCGUACGGCGGUGUCUGAAAUCCCCAAGGUUCGUCCCAUGUCUGCAUAUCGGUAAAACUUGAUCUUUUUCGUUGCCCGGCACGUGAUCGAAAGUCUCCUCUACAAAGAAGAACAACGCUAAAUAUUUUCGGUAAAGAAGUUGAUUUGGGGGAAAUCCGUUACACAAACAGCGUGUUUAUCAUCAGAAGUCAAUAAAUAUACAGCAGAGCUUUCGUUUGGGUGGUCGCGUAACACUUUAUCGGGAAGGGCUUAUUAACGUCAACAGAAAUUUGCAUAAAUCUCCUUACAAGAAUGAGGGAUAGACAACGUUCGUUCUCGAUUAGCUUAAAUUUUUUUAUCAGACUAUUCUGGAAUCGAGUCUGCUAAAAGUUAUUCCCGAAGAAACAGCUGCCGGACGACCUGGUAAGAAUUGCGAUCGAUUUGCCUCUGUGGCUAAUGUUCCUCUUUGCCCACACUGGUUCCUCUGUGCCUACUAUUCAUCUGAAUAAUCACUAAUUGAUCUGUUUCAAUUGCUAUGUGUAAUGAUUAACUAUUUCAGCUCUCGGUAUUUGAGGGACAACCCCCAAGUUCUGCCGAAGUUGAUUUUCACCGUUCCUCUUACAAGUAGAUGUGAAACAUUAGCUGUGUUACAGGACUUAUCUUCCCGAUUUUGAAGAUAUAUGGAAAGUUAAUAAAAGUUCGAUAAAUAUCCGAUCAAUAGGGUUUUAAGGUUCUAGAGCAUUCUAAGUGUUUACCUUUAAAAAUUCAACGUAAUGAAUAGGCAAUUUACUAAUAAGCUUUGCAUGCAGAAACAUGUGCUUUUUGAGAGUGGGACAUCUUGUCUCCAAAUUUGACAUCCCCAGGAAGAUAGUUAUCUUUUAGAUGGACAUUUCUACGUUUUUAGUAAUUGACUUAGCUAGUUAGGGUUUCAGUGUGGCGGGCUCGUUUUUGUUGGCAGAUACAUCCUACGCAUUAUAAUAUAUGUAGACAUAUGGUCAACGACCAAAAUGAAUAGAAUGAAGACACAAGAAGUGCAUCCCUGCAACACCUAAAUCCCAGUAGCUUUAGAAUAAAUUUAAGAAAAUUCUGUCCUACAGUCAUAGGAUGCUAUUAUUGGAAUGAUAUUCCUUUAUCUAUACGUGAAAAAACAACUAAAAAAUUGUUUAAAAGAGCACUUUUCAACCAUUAUCUUGCUCAGUAUUAAUCAUUGCCACACCGACUCUCAAAUGUUACAUUUUUUUUUAUGUGUGUGUGUAUGUGCUUUUCUUUUUUCCUUUCUUUUGAAUCUAAUUUCAUAUAUUUUUCAUAGUUUAUAGGGUUUAUACUUUUCUCUUUUUUCUCUUUUAACCUAAAUAAAACUGUAAUUUAAUCAAAGGGCAAGUAAUUUGUUUAACUAUAUCCUGCCCUCUCCAUUUAUUCUUGUAACCUGAUAUUUAAUUCUACAAAUAGCAUCUUUAAUUCUUCAAUCUUGCAAUACAAUUUAAAUGGCUUGUAAAAAAACAAAUGGAGGAAAAAAUAAACAAUAAACGACCAAAAACAAAUAGCGAGCUGCUAAGGAACUGAAGGAAGAAGGGUGAGAAGUUAUAGAUAGAUAGAGAAAGAGAAGAACAUCAGGAAGAAUGUAGAACCGCCUUGCGAGUAAGUAAAAUAAACCUUGUAAGUUUAACUGGCUGAUUUUGGUGGAGUUCCUCUCCUUCUCGCCGACCCCAUUAGUAAGCGACACUAAAAAGCAUCGUUUACCAGUGGAGAAGCCUUCUUCAUCAGUAGUACACAAAAAUAACCUUUAUCAGAGGUGGACUGAGUUACAAUCAGCAGAGUGCUGAAAAAGAAAGUUUAUCAGAUGGACAAAACUUUUAGCUAUCCUUUAGUUUUCUAACGGAUAACAGAUUAUCUUUAGUGUAUUUUUUCCCAAAGACGGUCACAGUAUUGACUUUAGCACAAGCAGAAAGCACAGUACCACCUGCUGCAUCGUUGCGUCACUCCAGCAGUUCGUUGUUGUUUCGCUUUGUUGCAUUUCAUUACGACAUGACGACAUGAAAUUUAUUGCGGCGUUCUUUUUUUCUUUACAGCCUUUAAUGCGAAGCAGCAAAGAAAAAAAAGCCAAAGAGAAAAGAAGUCACUACAGCAUUAUAGACUGAGCAAAACGCAUUAAGCGACAACUUAUGGAAAAUAUUAUAAAAUGUUCGUAUCCAAAGAUGACCGGUCAAAAUGACCGGCCAGACGAGAGUUUGACCGGUCAAGUCCACGAUCAGGCCGGACAUUGUCCGUUGUUCGGCCGUUAUUUUGAGCCCUGCUGCAAUGCUUUAAGUCCGCUUAGCUAAACUGGAAUUUGGAAUACGCAAUCUGAAAUUGAGGAUCAUGGAGAAAAAUCCGGAAACCUUGCAAAUCUCUCUUAUUGGAGUUAAUUCAAAAUGUGUAGUUAAAUUUAAUAAUGCGCAUUUUUAUUAUUAUCUACAUAGAGGUCAUAGCUAAAAAUGAAACGAAACAAAACUAAGACACGGGGGUGUCUUUACAACAAUCUAAUGCUGUUAAAAUAAAGCGCAAGGUAAAACGGUGCUUAACAUGGCUGUCAAAAGUCAGUUGCCAUGGUAAAAACAGAAGGAAAGCACCAGAUAUUAAAACAUCGACCUAAACCAGACGAGUCAUCGAUAUAUCAGCGGCGUCUUACAAAAUGACUGAAAUGAUCCCGUCGACUUCCGCUCACUUGAUCGAUCGCAGCGAAGAUAUUUAACAUAUUUGAGUUAGUUUGAGUUAUAAAACGGUCAAUAUUGUCGUUUCCAGUUUAUAUCACUAAAAAAAUGUUAAAUCUGUAAUAGACUCAGCUGUAUUGCAUUGAACGACGCGGCAGUAUGGUCUUCCCAAGGAACGCUGGCUUCGGUCGAUGUUAUUAUUUAGUGUCAACACGUCUCGAAAUCCUAUCUAACAGCGACCGAAACCUAACCGCAACUCGGCUGCGGCUACGAAAAAACCGAAAUAAAAUAAAUCCCGAGAGUGCGAAUCCCAUCCCAGUUUUAUUGCUGUCAUUUGAGUCUUAAACAGUAGUUUUCCAGCUUUUCGACUUUCACCUAACUGAAGUUUAAGAAGUUCAUAAUAAAAAAAAAGUUCUACUUCCACAAUCACAUGCCAACAAUUGGCGCCAAAUCUGAGAAUACUCUGUGAAUGACAAUGGCGGGAGCAGAAUCAAGCGAUACACCGUGGUUAUCUCUAUUUUAAGUCGCAUACGAUCCAUAGUCAGGAUAUAUUAACCUUGGAGCUUUAUAUCUUAAAAAGCGUAUGAAAUUGCCACUAUUACCAGUUUUAGGAUAUUUAAUUUAACUGAAACACACAAGAGGAUUUUCCAGCAGUGGCACGUACUUUGUACAAGUGUCCUCCGGCUAAUUUGUAUUUUCCACACGUUUACAGUACAAAAAUCAUGUCUGUCGAGCAUCUGACUCAUCUGGUUUAGGUCGAUGUGAUCUAGUGCUUUCCAAAACAGAAAACAGCCGACAUUUCGCCACGCCACCACUGGUUUCCCCACGAAAUGACGUCUGAGAAACGAGCUGCAGAAAAUUUCUUACGCGGGACGAUCAGUUGAAAGCAGGGCGGAUAAAGGUUGGGCGGUGAAACGAGCGCGUCCGAGCAAAAAGGUGUGAUGCAGUGGACUGGGACUCUGCUUAGAAAUGUCGCUUGUUUUCGACUUCGGUCAGGGCUUGGGAUGUGGUUUGUACAUUAGACACUGCCGCUGUCACUGAAUUAUGGCGGCUUGAUUUGUUUUCUUGCACUUCUUCCUCGUUCCUUUGUGCUGGUACGCUGUCUCCGAGAGGCAAAUGUUGCUAUUUUUUGCGGGAGGGUUAGUUGGAGUACUACAUCUCUUUCAAAGGGUUUCUUUUAUUACUUCCAUGACUCUACCACUGAAUUAUAUUUUCGUUCUGCUACUCGCCAAUAUCGAUGUUAUUCCAAAACAAAAACAACUAAGUACUGUCUAAAACACGAAGGAAAAGCUCAUCCAUGUCAUCCAUGGCAAAACUAAAAGACAGCAGAUCGUGUUUCAUAACUAGAUGACGUGUAUUUUAUAAAUGCGUGCAGCUUGUGCAAGGUGAAAUUAUGCUAAUUUCAAUCACCAUCAUCCUUCCUUUUAAUUUUGAAAAAAACAUCUCAUACGUCUUUCUGUUUCUUCGAAACUUAAAGAUUAGUUUCCCCUCAGUUUUUACUGUUUACCUUGUUUUUCUUUAGAGAGAAAAACGGAGAAAAAGCCUCACAAAUAACCUCAAUAAAUUUUGUUUACAUGCGGUUGUCGGAUUUGCAACACAUUGAGCGAAUCGUCAUGGCGCGUUGCACCCGAGAAACAAAGUUUGAAGAAGUACAACGCCACUAUAUCAAUAUAUAUCAAUCUAAUUUUUUGUUAUGUUAUACAAAAUUUAUCUCUAUGGGAGUGUAAGAAAGAGAAGAAGGGAACGCCUGCUACAAAUGCCGCGUCUUUUGCUCUUCGCCCCUUAUUUCAAUUAUCCGUGCUGUCACUUCAACGACCAAUCAGAAUUAAGUGCACGCUUUUCUGCAUGAAUGACCUCCCGCAGGAAAGCGGUUUCGUAGCUGUAAAACUUGAGAAAAUCUUCGCAACGGAAUGUCGGCACCGCGACUCCCACAAAAAUUUGUAAAAGGGGACGGAAACCCAAUGUAAACGCUAAAAAAAAAAAAAAGAAUAGCAGUUGUAGAUUUUCUGGGGGAGGACGAGCCUCAUUUGAAAAUUUAUUUUCGCCGCCGGGAAGAGUUGAAAGUGCGGGGCUGAUUUUAGCUAAUUGUUGCGGCGCUAUUGGGUUGUGAUUAACCAGAAACGAAAACUUGUCAGAACAGGUCUUGCAGACCUUGUGGUCGCAAAAUUAGAAACGCAGCUCAACUGAACAGUUUCAUCGGGAGAGCUGUACGCAACACGUCGAGAAAGAUUUACAUUGAGAGGCUGUGGAAGAUCGAAGGAAAACACAGCUUCCCACCACUAUCACGCCAGAACGAAACGUCUCGAAUCUGACGGUGAACAGCUGAAAGAAAAAAGUCCUGGAAAGGUUAAUUCUAGAAAGAUCUUGUUUGCAGAAAGCUCGACAGUGAGUGACUCGCCGGACGCAGAAUCGGGAAUUGCUGGUAUUGAAACAUUUUAUACACAGACGCCUGAGCAAGUAACACUUACACUUGCUGGACAAGAUGCCGAUAUUUUGUUGAAUUAUUGUAGUCUAGAAGAUAUUACGGGAAAGCCAAACACUCAGCUUAAGGCACCAGCAUUGAUUUUGAAUCUUAACGAAAAAGUUAUCGUUCGGAAAAUUUUUGACAACACGACGCAGGCUAACUGAAAUCGCCAGUUUGGUUUGCUGAACAAGCUUGUUCUAUUGUCCGAUUAACGCAAUAAGAAUUUGCGGACGCCAGCGUCCGCAGAGGUGAACAAAACGGGGUUACUAUAGCAGGCCUUCCCUUCCUUCUUUCCCCAAUCCCCUCUCCGUUUUUUCCUCCCUUCUUCUUUUCUUUCUUACCCCCACUCCCCGCCCCCCUCCCACCACCUCCUGCUACCCAGGCUAUCAAAAGCACUACCCAGAUCUUUGUAGUGACGCUUCUCAGUAUGGAAUUUUUGCGCUCGUUUCGCAGACGUCAUUUUGCCGUGAAACCAGUGGUUGCGUCGUGAAAUGUGGGCUGUUUUCCCGGGCAUCUUACAGGUCCAAUGCAUGAUUGUUAUGUACUUGGAUGUUUUAAAAUUCCUCCUCACAGUAAUCGUUUUGUUUUCUCUUGUAGCACCAAAAAUUUGCAAGACUGCCCUGUGCUAUGAAAUUUCUAAAGGUUUGUGCUAUUUGUUGCAUUAUUUAUAGAGUAGGUUGAGUUUGAUCGUCUGGGUGAACGUAGUCCUGAAUAGGACUGUUGUUGUUGACAGUGACUGACGUUUCAACAACCUGUGCGGUAGUCAUCUUCAGAGUCAAAGUGAGUUGUAACACGUCAGUUGAUGGUAUCAUACUCUGGUUGUUGAUCUGAUUGGUCAAUUACGUCGCAAUGUUAUUGGUCGUCUGUCAGUUAAGCCGUGAUGUUAUUGGCUAUGAAGACUCGUAAUCAGUAAUUGGUGCGUUGCGAUCCGUCUAUUGUCACAGUUUUAAACAGUCGUCUAUUGUUAGUCAAAUUGUCAGUUCUCUAGUCUUUCUCUCGUAGUUAGUUGUGCUUGAUCUCGUCAAUAAGUCGUUUGUACGGCGCUGGUAACUGUUGGCUACGAUUCAGUGGCGUUUGUUCUAAGUUAGUAAACCAGCGCCGGACUACGUUCACCCGGACGAUCAAACUCAACCUACUUUUGAAAUGACUCCUGGGUUCAAACCUUUCGCAUUCUUUAUAGAGGCAAAUCAUUAUUAAGCCUUAUAUAUAGGUAACAUUUCCUCAUUGUCUCGUAGGCCCCUGAGACGCUCCAGAGUUGCGUUCUCCUUUAAUUUUACCAACGACAAAAAUCCCAGAAAGUAGAAAACAAUCUGCCUUGAUUCGCCUACAGUCUGGGACAAAAAUGUUGAGAAAAAUUGACGUUGCCAUGUCUACUUUCAAGAUAAAGCUCUUGAAAGCACUGGUAGCUACAAAUACUUCCCCGUCCCCCAAAAAACAAUGUUGAAGUCCGGCUGGAUCAUUUCUGAUCCCAUCUAAAGAACUUUGACCAGGGUCGAGUGAGAGGAGGGGCCAUAGCGGUACCAAUCCACGGGAUAGUCGUUCUGUGGGUAAGAAAAGGGAGCUUUAGCAUCGACGACGGCAACAGGAGCAAAAACAUCACUUUUAAAAUGAAUUCCCGUUUUUUCAAUAUUUGUCGCGUUUAUUCCAAUCUGCUGAAAAUGGCAAGUGUAGGCGAAUUUCCCUGGAGUUGAUUUCUUGAGGACCGCACUCAAGUUUAGAGAGAGAAAAAGAGAUUCGUCGUCGCUUGUUUACGUCCUCCAUAAAACUUGCAAUUAGGCAUUUUCACGUCGUAGUCGUGCAAGGACGGUAAAGAAAUGCACAAAAAAGCGUGAUGCACGUGCAAACCAGUUGUUGUUUUGCGUGAUAAACCUAUUGCUUUUUUUACGACCUGUUUGCCGUCGCCGUCGUCGUUGCUAAAGCACCCUAAAGUGAAACAUUCUCAACACUUGUUGUCCAAUAGUUUAGAGUUACUUAGCGCUCAAAACGUCCGCUAUUCACCCAUUUUUAUUGCGGAAACUCACUUUAACAACUUACUUUCGAUAAAACCAAACUGUUGUGUUUCACAUCCCAACCGACGCUGCUCUAUAGUAACUUUCGAAACUAGACCCUUUAUACCCUAUUAGCUAAACCAAUAGCUUAGAAAAGGGGAGGGGGUAGCCUGAGAACGCAGACGUAUUUUCGGCUAAAGCGACGACCGGAAAUAGGUCUGCGUUCGCAGGCUUGGAGUGGGGGGAAAAGUGAAAGCCCUGGGNGUUGAUUUCUUGAGGACCGCACUCAAGUUUAGAGAGAGAAAAAGAGAUUCGUCGUCGCUUGUUUACGUCCUCCAUAAAACUUGCAAUUAGGCAUUUUCACGUCGUAGUCGUGCAAGGACGGUAAAGAAAUGCACAAAAAAGCGUGAUGCACGUGCAAACCAGUUGUUGUUUUGCGUGAUAAACCUAUUGCUUUUUUUACGACCUGUUUGCCGUCGCCGUCGUCGUUGCUAAAGCACCCUAAAGUGAAACAUUCUCAACACUUGUUGUCCAAUAGUUUAGAGUUACUUAGCGCUCAAAACGUCCGCUAUUCACCCAUUUUUAUUGCGGAAACUCACUUUAACAACUUACUUUCGAUAAAACCAAACUGUUGUGUUUCACAUCCCAACCGACGCUGCUCUAUAGUAACUUUCGAAACUAGACCCUUUAUACCCUAUUAGCUAAACCAAUAGCUUAGAAAAGGGGAGGGGGUAGCCUGAGAACGCAGACGUAUUUUCGGCUAAAGCGACGACCGGAAAUAGGUCUGCGUUCGCAGGCUUGGAGUGGGGGGAAAAGUGAAAGCCCUGGGAGCAAGGUUAACGUUCAAAGCGUCUGUGUGACUUUCGCGUUUUGCUAAUUUGAGACUUUUGUUCGUUAUUGAAGAUAUUUCCAAUCAGCUGGACAAAAGUGUGGAUCCAUGUAAUGAUUUUUAUUCCUACACCUGCGGAGGCUUCUUCAAAAGUCACAAGCUUGGAGCUAAUGAAAGCCAUGUUGGUUCUUCUACCAUUAUCUACAACGACAACUUGAAGGUUUUAAGAAGUGCUCUGCAGAAUUCUUCGUUUAACUAUUCCCAGGUUGGUGUGUCACUUUCGUCUUGUUGUUGCUGUGCGAGUGCGCGAGAGCGAGCGCGAGAAAAAAAAGAAAUAGAUUUUCUUCUAUUUUCUCUUUUCCCCACCACCAACCCCUUGCGCUUUCGCUCAAUGAAUCCCCCGCCAUGUUUUUUUCCAUACGUGCAGUCGACAAUCUCUAAAGAGAAAAUAGAGGGUCUGUGAACAGGCUAUAGUCGAUCUCCCGUAAUGAACUAUGACCGAAGUUUUCGGUCAUCGUUUUUAUUUUGAUGCGUUUUCGACCGUCCUUCCUAAUACGCAUAUAUAUGCGUUUUCGUUUUCUAAUCGAUGCGUUUGCGAUGAAAAUGCUCUGCGUAUUAAUGCGGACGGAAGGCCUAAACGCAUCGAAAUAUAUGCGUUUUCAAACGAAAACGCAUUGGUGUGGACAAGGCCUAAGUCUCCUAGAGUUUUUCAUGUAAGGAAAUUUCACGUCGUACUGUAGUCGUGCAGUGACGGCAACGAAAAGAUCAAAAGAGUGUGCCGCUCGUGCAAACCUGGUUUGCUUAUUAAACCUAUUGCUUUUUUGACGUUCUCGUUGCCUUUUGCGUUUCUCUUUGGAACGCUAUGCUGACUAUGAUCUUACCUAAUGUCAUUCUAUUUACUUACAGAGUUUGUCCAUCAAGAAAACAAUCAAGAUCUACAAUUCCUGCCUUAAUACAACUGCCAUUAAUAACCGAGGGAAGGACCCUUUGGUAAAGUUGAUCGAGAAAUACGGAGGAUGGACCGUGACCAACACGAACCGAUCGAACGUUUUACUAGAGGAACUCAUGGGCCGGGUUCUGAGGGAACUAAAUGUUCAAACCUUGCUGAAGGUUGUCGUUGUCACAGAUUUGUAUGAUUCCAACAAACACAUUCUUAACGUAAGUACAAAUAAGGCGCAUUCAGUCAGUUUGAAAACCUUUGAAUAGACUAAAUAAGCAGUAGAAUUUCAUAGUGGUUCAGUAGACUCACUCAAAAACCCCACCGUGGGGCGAGAAAAGAGGGAAGGUUCUCUCUCUCUCCAAUGCCCUCUCCUUUUUUGCUCGCCUCGCCUUGCCAGUUCUAGUCAUUUUUGGAGAAUUGAUACAAUCUUCUGGAUGUUUCAGUAUAGCCCUCUCCCCUCUCAAAUAAGCUCUCUUCUCCAUUUUGCCCCCGCCUCAAACUUGCUUGAAAUAAAUAAGGAAUCUUAAGGGGGGGGGGGGGGGGGGGGGGGGGAAACCGGCCCUUGUCCCCUUCACCUUAACACACCAUUUGGAGGGGGGGGACAAAAACCCCGGGACUUUUUUCUUUCCGGUAGGGGGCGGUGGGCCCGGGUUUCAGGGUGUUUUGAAUUGGUUCCGUUUUUGGUCGAAAUGGGGGGGGGGCAGGAAAAAACGACCAAAGUUGGCUGAAGAGGGGCCACAAUUAGAAGGGGGUGUACAAGAACCCGUGACAUUUUUCGUUACGAGUAGGGGACGUAGGUCCCGGUUUCAUGGUGUAUCUGAUAUGUUCCGUCUUUGGUCUGAAUGGGCGAGAUGACAGAAAAAACGGACUAAAGUGGCUGCAUAGUGCGCCAUUACAUGCCGACGUCCGAUCUCAGCUCGCUGGUUCCUCCGCAAUUCAGCCAUUUGCUGCAAGUGAGAAAAAUUGGCACCCCCGUUAUUUUUAUAAUAGUGGUUUAAUACGGGUCGAAUAAUUCAUUCUUUGAUUGACGGGUUUCACCUCGCAUGAGCAUCCAGCCCUAUCUAGCCCAAAACUCCGAGUCAGUCACUAAAGGUUCAUGAGAUAUCAGCCUGAAAAACUUGAUUGUCCUUGCGGUUUUUAGAUUAUCCCGUCUCAGUUAGGAAUGAGUGCUGGUUACUAUAAAGACAAGUCUGAAAACGUAAAGGUUAGUUUGUUAAUCAGUAACCUCAUUCGCAGUGUCCUUAGUCUUCCUCCCUCACGCAUUACAGGGCUCUCUUUUCUCUCCGUUAAUAACAGAAGACUUGAGCCCUGUAAUGCGUGAGGGAGAGAUUUCAAAGUCUAUAAAUACACUUAUUUCGAUGGUUAAGCAUAUAAUACGUGCGGAUAUUUUGCGAGUUGCGUGGAAAAAUACGAGCAAUGAGCAAAAUGUCUGCUCGUAUUAUAUGCUAAACCAUCGAAUAAGAGGUUUAUUAUUCCAGUACAAAAAAAGUGGUAAUUUGCAAUUGGCUUCUAGUUUUUUGGUAAGAGUAUUCAGAAACAUCCUGAUUCCGUCUGUGACAAUGAUGUUAACAAUGAGCAAAAUCUUUGGGCGUAUUAUAUGCCAAACCAUUAAAUGAGAAGUUAAUUAUUUCAUAGGGUCCAGAGGAGAUGUGUUUGUCGUUAGAACAUCAAAACCCGUCGAAACCCUCUGAAAAAAUGGGUUAUUUUGAUCGCGUUACAAUUUCGUUCCACAUUCUAUAUACCGCAAACCAAGAGACUGAGGGCUUGCAAGAUUGGCUUAUUACAGUAUAAAAUCCCUUUUUUACUCGGCACUUCGGGCGAUGUGCUGUGCGCCAGCGAGGCUAUGGCUUGCGAUUAUUGAUUUUCAAAAUGGCGAACGACAAAGUCGUCAGAUAAGAAGCGAAGAAAUCGUUUACAGUAGAUUCAUAAAGAUCCCAUUGGGCUAAUUAAUCGUGCUAAGCGAUAAGUAUAGACAUUUUUCAAGGCGAGACUUUAAAUAAGUAAUUUAUUUAUUCACACGAAACUCCUCUGGACCCUGUGAUUAUUCUACUGCAAAAAAAAUGUUAUUUUGGCUUCUAUUUUCUUUUAUAUUUUCGUCCGCCAGUUCGUCCAGUUCAGCCAUAGUUGCUCCUUUUGCAUCCGCCGGUAUUCGCCCUGUUGUAAACCGGUUAAACCAGGACACUACAGUGUAUUACGGCCUCGUAUUUUGCGCGUUCUCUUAACCUUAUAUGAUAAAAUGACAUAAUAGUGGAAUAAUAAUAAUAAAUAAUUUAUAAUUUAUAUAGCGCCAUUCAGCUACUCUUUCAUAGCGCUUCACAAUGAUUAUAAAACGUAGAACCUAAAAGCUAAAAAAUACCGAGAUAAAUUAAUUUCAAAGCUAAAAAUAUAAAUACGUGUACAAGAAAUGAAAGUUAAAAAUCUAAAAUCUUAAAAUACUGCGAUAAAUUUACAGAUAAUAAAAAUAUAAAUACGUGUACUAGAAAAAAACGUUAAAAGUCAGAGGCUUGUUUAAAAAGAUAAGUCUUUAAAUGUCUUUUAAAAAUAGCGAUUGAUGGAGAUUUGCGAAUGCUAAGAGGCAAGUUAUUCCAUUGCCUUGGCGCAGCAGUGCUGAACGCCCGAUCUCCAUAAGUCGUUAGUUUAGCUAGUGGCACGGUGAACAGUUUUUGCCCACUGGAACAUAAUGACCGAGAGAACCUUCGAUGACUCAGGAGACUAGAAAUAUAACACGGUACUCUUACGUGGAUUACUAGGCAAAACCACUCAACCGUGACUGUGUGACAAGAGUUGUUUUUCUCAUGAAAAUCCUUCUAAUUUUCGGAAGCCGUUGCAAUCGCUGCUUUAAAGAUAUACGGCUGAAAUUUUAAUAUGGUCUUUUAGUCUUUGCAAUGAAUUGUUUUUGUGUUUACAGAAAGGUGAUGACAUGACCAACUGUUGCAAAAGGCUUAUCAGUGAAAUUAAAUUUUAUCUUGACAGGCGUUUAACUCCAACAAACUACACUUAAAUUUCGUGAAUUUUUCGAUUUUUCAAAAUGUAAAUUUGAGUGACAGAUCCUUAGCCGGGACCAUCAUGUGACAUGAGGAAAAAGCAACAACAAUGACAAACGAAUUUUUGUGAUGUUGCCCUCUUUUACUCACAGAUUCAAAAGGCGUACAAAACCUACAUGAGAAGAAUAGGCAUCUUACUUGGAGGGGAUCCCUCUACCGUGAAAGAUAGAAUGGAUGAGAUAUAUGACCUCGAGAAGAAACUUGCUAAGGUAGGUUUUAAUUGGGUCUGGAAAGAUGGGGUUGUUGUCCUGGUCCCGCAAUCCCGCUUCGUUUUAAUGAGAAUCCCGUAUCCCGAACUUCUGUCGUCGCUUUCCCGAAUAUCGUUUUCUUUUCCAGUCUCGCGUCCGUGUCCAAAUUUUGGCGAAUUCCGCUUUUCGGGUAGAAGACAAAGAAUGUAUCCCGUUCACGUUUCUCGAAUCCCGAACUGUAUUUUGGUCCAAUCCCGGGUCCCAGGAACACCCAGUUCCAUACCUUGUUUUAAUGUCCAAGCUUGUUACCAAAGCCAAACAUUUGAAAAGGUUUUCAACGUCACAAUCUCGUCAACGGAAUGUCAAAAGCUCUGUUUGAAGUUGUGUAGUAAAAGUAAGAGUGAAUUUCAUGCCAAGCUGUUGUUGCAUUCAAAAUAAGCAAGCAUUGAGUCAUUGGCUGUAGCUGACACGCACUUACGUUUUACAAGUCGCAAACCUUUUUGCGGACGUUUAUAACCGCGGCAGCAUUAGCUCCGUCGAUAGAGCCGACAGUUGACUGUAUAACUUCGCAUGGCUCGGAUGAUCACGUAAAAAGGCGGUCCCGUCUCUUAUAGGGAACGUAAAAAGAGUAUCCCCAAUUAGUACUUGCGUGCUGAGCACAUUGACAAUCAAAUAAAUUGUUUUUUCUUUUAACCGGGAAAUGCUCUCCAUGCCGCUGACACGAGCUAUAAUAAAAGUAAAUGUAUUUAAUUCAGCUUUGACUCCUGGAAAAAAAUGUGAAAUCCAACUACACUUCCUCUUCUACUAUUACUGACGCAAAGAAGAAUAGUGCUUGCCUCCUUUCUUUACCCAGGCCUAUGAAGCUGGUACCGUUUCCGACGAUUUGGUAGAGACAGUUCAACAAUAUCAUCGUUCGGGUCGAACAGUAGAUUCUCUGGACAAGACCUUGGACGAUUUUAGUUUUGCAUCAGGUUUCACGGUUAGAAUAUUUAACAAUUAAUGAAUGAGGCUGAGUAUUAUAUAAAGAAUUAUGGAGAUCGAGGAGGGUUUAGGCCAAGGCGGAUAACACCAUCCGAGAUCUCCAUAAUUCUUCAUAUGAUACGAAAGCCGAAUUCAAUAAUUGUUUUAUUAUUCAUUCAAAAUUAUUCCUAGUUUAAAAACAAAGCUAAAACAUGCUUACCUCCAUCGAUGUUAAGUUCACCUUCGAUAGUGAACGUCUAGGGUUGUUCAGCUCCGCAAAUAUUCUCCAAAUAGCAGAUGCCGCCCUUCGACUUGUGUUGUUACUGUUCUUGCCAUGUUUUUAGCUAUAAUUUCGCCUAGUUCUUUCUGUUGAAACGAGUGAAAUGUCCGCCUUUUUUUGUUUUUACAACCAAAACAACUCAACCUCGUCCCCAGGUCUUCUCGGUUAAAGGUGCAUUAACCUGCAAGAACGCUGCAUUUUUGACGUCAUUUCCUCGUUAAACACAAAAUUCUUCCAAAUUUGGUCAUCAGUAACUGGUUAUGGUGAAUUAGGCGUGUGCUUUUAGCCAAUCAGAAUCGGGGAAAUAUUUUGAAUGAAUAAUAAAUUCAUAUUAUGUAUCAGUCAGCUAGUAUUAUGUUAACAUGGUCUUAUCCCUGUUUGGCCAAAUCCCUUUUUGGUGAGAAAUGUAACGACUUCAAAUGUCCCAUCGUUUUAGCAAUAAAAAUAUACAUCGUUUAACCCGCUGUUUGAUAAACAAGUGAGUAGUUUCAAAGUUGUUGAAGAGACACAAAUUCGGCAAGGUUGAUACUGCGUACAAAAAAUGCACGUAAUUCAUCAAUACUAAUGGAGAAGAACAUGAUAGCAGCGUGACUGGUGAAGGCGUCCCAUCCGUGUCAUGUUGACGGCUUGCAAAGUUAUUAUUCUUCAGGAAACUGUACAUGGCACCACCAAUAGGGCUCCAAACGUACUGCAUUUUAAGCAGCACCUCCAGGGCCCAGUUGUUCGAAGACCGAUUAGCGCUUAACCCGGGGUUAAAUUUAACCCUAGUUUCUUUUUCUUGUGCUCAAAAGAAUUUUCUCGGAGAAUUUUAUCUGUUAUCUUUAGAGCUUCGAAUCAUCAACUUGUAGACAAAAAGAAUUAAAACUGAAAUGCUUUUUAAACUUUCAAAUCUGAAUUCAAAUCUCGCACUUACCCUGGGUUAUCUUAACCCACCUUUGAACAACUCGGCCCUGCAGACCACCUUUUGAGAAGGUUGUGGGUUGGGUUAUGGAUAGAAAAACACACUGGACUCGAAGGACCCGUUUAAAUGAAUGCAGUAUGCAAUAUGUUAUCUUGGAAAGUUAAUUUUUCUUUAGUAAACUUUAACUCUUAGUUGGUUCAGCUUAUAGAAGCUGAGCUGAAAUACUCAGUCAUUGUUUUCCAUACUUAAUCUGUGAAGGAAAGACAUUAAAUGAUUCUGUUGAAAGGAAAACAAAGCAUGAGCGUAUUUUGGUCAUUUUUCUACAGCACAUUGUCUCGAAAAAUUGGCCCAAUUUUUUAAAGUUGCAAUCCGUUUCCAUCCUGGCGCCCGUUUCUCGAAGGUCCCAGUAUUUUUUUCGAGCGCAGAAAGCUGUCUUAUGUUUUCCAGGUUUGCAUUGAAGACCAAAGUUGAAAUAAUUUUGAAAAUGAUUAGAUGAAACUAUUAGUUAACGAAGCAAAACUGACUGGUUUGUGAGCUAAAAAAUGGCUACUAUUCAACUAGUUUUGACCGUAAAAUUUGCCUUCGGGCCCGAAAAGUCGACUGGCCUUUCGAGUAACGGGCCAUCGAGAGCUAAAGUCAUACAUUUGUACAAUAUGGUAAAGUAUUGUAGAGUAAAACUGAGCCAUUAUUUCAAGGUUUUCUUUCAUUACAAUGCGUUUUUACAGAUUUAAAGUCUUUAAUACCAAAAAAUCGUGUCAUAGCUCCUUUAAGGAUAGAGAAAGAAACACUGAACUCAAAGGACCCGUUUAAAUGUUUUUUUUUUUUACAUACAACAAUGGCUAAUAAGUCUGGACCAAGAUCUUAGACAUGUCAAGACCUAAGAUUGCUUGUUUUUUUCAUAUUUGCAGGCCCGCUUUAUGCAGAAUUUUCUAAACGCCGCCUUUUCCCUCCAGGGAAAAAAAUUCAGUUCAAACGAGGAGGUUUUUUACCAACACAAAAAGGGAGGUGAAGCACCAAUAUUCAAAAGUAUAUACGACACGUUUAUCUCGUGAGUAUUUUAAUUCUGGCUGGUGUAAAUAAUAACUGUUAGCCUUACACCCCCAUUUGACGCAAAAUUUUCACGCUCUUAGCUAGGCCUAGGCCAAACGUCAAACUUUUCAUGAGACGAACCAAACUCUCAUUUCGGUCGACCUAAAUUCGUCUGUUGGAUCAGACUUCGCACUUAGGAAGCGUCGAACCAAUUAACUGAAUCAGACCAAAAAGCAGUUUUUAGCCGGCCAGUAAUAAAUUUUCUCCCGGACGAGGGUGAAUAUACAUCAUAAUACAAAUUUUUAAUUUAUCAGUUUAGUUCGUCGCAUUUGAAGAUCGACGUUUGUCCCGAGGCAAUCUUCAGACGUUCUAUCCGUCUGAAGCAGACGGAUAGAACGUGUUGGACGAUCUAAAUUCAUUCGGACAAACUUAACUGAUCAAGACGUCGAACUUUUCAUGUACUUAACUCGCUAAGUUUGGUUCGUCUCAUGAAAAGUUCGACGUUUAGCCUAGUCCUUAGAUUCACGUUCAUGGGAAGCGGUAAACGUCAGUUUGUACCACGUGACGAAGUUUUCCGUUUACUUGUAGUUUCCUGUUCGUUAUAUGCAUUGAAAAAUAGAGAGGAGAAGUGUGACGUCAGGUUACCACGGUGGCAAAAUUUCUGGCUCUCAACAGUUUUUCUUGACAGAGAUAGCUAUUUUAAUUGUCGAACGAUGGAAUCAUGAAAGUAUGGGCUACCGUUUUGUUCCUGAGUGCAAUGAAGCACUGGAAAGUCAUACAAGUCAAUUUUUUCGUUUUUUCCGUGCCAUAUUUGCCACGGUUUGUUGAAAGUUUGCUACCAUAGCAACGUGACGUAACGACUUCUCUCUGUUUAGAUUUAUCCAUGUUAUUUUUUUAGGACAGUUUAAAUAUAUCUGCUCAUUUCCUAAUUGUGAACAUAAAUUUGCCGUUUGCCGCUUGUCGUAAACGUGAAUUUAAAAUUCCCUAUUAUUUGAUUUUAGUUACAACAGCCGAAGUUAUAUCGUCAAAAACUACAUAAUGUGGAAAGUUGUUUCCAAUUACGUUCAGUCAAUGCCUGAUAGAUUUGUUAAGGCUAAACUUCAGUUAAACGAAGCUGUGACUGGGAGGCGAGAAUAUCAAAGAUGGUCGGCCUGUAUCCAAGGAUUGAUGUUACCAAUGGAUAUGACAAUAGGGCGGAUGUUUGUUGAUGCACAUUUUGAUGAGAACACUAAAUCGACGGUAAGGUGAAGUUUUCGUUGCGGUUACACUGGGAAUCGCUCGGGAAAAAUAAAACUUGCAAACAUUUUUUCAUUAUGCUUUUCCCCCCCCCCCCCCACCCCAAAAUUUUGCAUAUUAAUUGUUUUCAAUGUCUCUUGGGAGUAAUAAACGACCCUUGAGAAACUGAAAACAAAACGUUUGCCAACUUUAUGGGGGACAAACAGAUUCGUAUGGCGAAUGUGAAAGUCGCAUAUAGGAAGCUUAAGCAACGAUGACGGCGAUGAGGGUGGAAACAUCAGAAAAGCAAUAGGUUGCAAAAGCCAAAAGCUUUGCAGCACGUGAAUGUUUAGCUGCAACGUGCCUAUUGUACUAUAAAGCCUUUUCACAUGACGUCACAUCCAACAUGUUGGUGUCCCAAAACAUUAAGCCGGCGGCCCUGUGGGAGUUGAACUCUUUUCGGAGCUCAGGCAUUAUCCUAUAUGUGACUAGCACUGUAGUCGCUUUGUGGCAGCUUUCGUAAAUCAACGCCUGCGUGUAAUACUUGGCUGAAAAUCCCAAUUUAAUGAGUCCAAAGUUGACUCCAAAUAAAAAAUACCGGUUACUCUGUUAAAAGGUGAUGCUUGACAUACCAAGUCAAUAUAUGCACUAUUGCGUUGUUCUAGUGCGUGAAGUUUAUUGUGUUAUUGUGUAAGGGCUAGGGAUGAUUGUUGUGUUCUUUGUGACGUAAAUCGAGACUUGCUAUUCACUUGGUAUAUGGUGCACCAGCUUCAUUAGACUUUUUAAUUACAUGAAUCAGCGGCGUCUCGUUUUUAAUUUGCAUUUUUUAGGUAAAGGACAUGACCACUCGUGUUCGCAAGUCUUUCAUUAAUAACCUUAAAUCACAAGACUGGAUGGACAAGAAUACAAAAGAUAAGGCUAGAGAAAAGGUACGUGUUACUCCGGCCAUGGGAAGGAGGGGAAGGGACACAUUUCUAGAACGUUUGGUAUGUGUGACAUACUUACUAAAUUCUUUGGCCUAUUUCUGUCCUUUGUCUCCUAGUCCUAAUUCAUGAAUAAGAAGGGAUAGGAGACAAAGAAAAUGGAGAAUCGACUUAGGUUAAAAAGAUUUAAGCUGAAUUAAUUUUGACCAACAGACACGUAAUAUUUUUCUUAAGCAAAUUGUUUUUAAGUUUCCAUUAAUUGCCCAAAGACAGUCUUGGAUUCUGCAUUUCAGGCUUUGGAUUCCAGAUUUCUUGUCAGUGGAACUAAGAUUCCAGAUUUCAAUCGUUAGUGGGAUUUUGGAUUCCUUGGGCUGGAUUGCGGAUCCUAAAGCCUAGGAUUCCGGAUCCCACGAACAAAGAUUUUCCGCAUUCCGCAAUCCAGAUUACAUAUUGACAUGAGGCGAAAAAAUACACAGUAAGAAACGUUUCCUAACACUUUUAACCCUAUCAACACCAGCAACACUGACUAAAACAACUUCCCUCUGUACCAUGACACGACACAGUUUUGCACCGCGUACCAUUCAUGUUGUAUUUUGGUAUUCCAGGCCAAUGCCAUGAAAGAGGAUGUGGGGUACCCCUCUUUCAUCAAAGAUGACAGUAAGCUUGACGCUCUUUACGCAAUGGUGAGCAAAUCCUUUGAUGGUUGUGUUUGUUCUUAUAUAAUGUCCCAAAAGCUAAAUCUUCAUUCUGUCAAAAUUUGAUGUUUCUUUCACAAUCACCAGUUAAAUGUAAGUGAUGAUUUUUUUGACAACACUUUGGCAUUAAACAAGAUGGUGGUCCAGAAAAAUUUGGGAAUGCUUGAUCAACAAGUCGAUAGAGAUAGGUAAGUACCUUUGAAGAUUUAUGGUGUUUCAAUGUUAUACACUAUAUAAAUAUAUCCAGCAAACUUGUAGUUGUUCCAUACUGUCAUUGAUUUUAACAAAUUUUCUCAAGCACUUUUUUUUUGGUCGAGCUUGCUUUAGCAGCGAAAGAUGUCGAGCUUUUCCGGAAACGGUCGGUCCACGAAUUCUAUCGCUUAAAAGCGUUGAUUACUUUGGAACAAGCGAACACUUCAGUGAAAACUUCGGUGGUGAGGCUAUAACCUGGUCGAGUGUUGUAAACUUUCAUUGUUGGCAAAUGAGCCUUGUGAUGAGAAUACGGUUUAUUUUCGGCGAUGAUUGAAAUGACGCGCCAUGUUCAUCACGUUUUUGGCCUCUGGCAAUGAUGUUAUUUCUCUCGAAUUGAUUUUCGUGUAUUUAUACACGCGUACUCAAUCAUCGUCGAAUACGAUUUAAAACUCAAGCAAAUAUCCUGAAGAAUACUCGACCUUCGAUAAAGUAGGAAGUGAAAAACUUUUUGCGAGGAAAUCCUGUUUCGUGUAGAACUAAUCGCCUACUCAUUUCUUAUGAAAUCUCCAAGCAAGCGAGAGUGGCCGCUUUUUUAAGAGCGUUCUUAUUUGUCUCUUUCUUUUUUCCUGUGUGCGCACCAAAAGAGGAAGCAUGGUCCAAGGCGUUCCUAGCGGAGACCGUGGAAACUAGGUAUAAAUAUCGAGACGCGACCUACAACAUAUUUAUAAGAUGCCGUGUUUUUUCGGAACGGGUCGGUCCACGAAUUCUAUCGCUUGAAAGCGUUGAUUACUUUGGAACAAGUGAAUACUUCAGUGGUCGAAAAACGAAGAAUCUUUAUGAGCAAACUUCAGCGAAACUUUGCCCAUGGUGAGGCUAACUGGUCGGGUGUUGUAAACUUUCAUUGUAUGCAAAUGAGUCUUGUGAUAAGCAUGCGGUUUUAUUUCGGCGAUGAUGGAAAUGACGCGCCAUUUUCAUCACGUUUUUGCUCUUUGGCAAUGAUCUAAUUUCUCUCGAAUCGAGGCCCUUGAUUUUCGUGUAUUUGUACACGCGUUCUCAAAUCGUCAAAUACGCUGUAAAAAGUAAAUAUCCUGAAGAUCACUCGACCGUCGAUAAAGUAGGACCUGAAAAACUUUUAGCAAGGAAAUCCUGUUUCGUGUAGAAUGAAUAAGCUCGGCUUAACGCCUUUUUAAAAGCGUUCUUGUUUAUUUUAUCAGUCUGUUUUGUCAAGUGCAAUUUUGUAUUCCACUAAUAGUACCAUCAUAAUUCUAGCUUAGUAAACAAUGAAAACUCGAAGAAUUCUCGUGGUACUGAUUCUUUAAAAGCUUAGGAAGGCACGUAGGAAGAUAGCGUUGUUAAGAAAUUACUUAGUAGCAAGUUACUUAGUAGCAAAAAUCGGCGACAAAAUUGUGGUAGCUUCUGAGAACCAAACAAUCCAUACCCCUUCCCUCUGCCCUCCAUUCAAUGUUUAAGUGUCUGUUGUUUUCUUACAGGUAGCUCGAACAGCGACACAAUAUUGCAUGGAGGGGACGGAGGAGAGAAAGCUUUAUUUUCCCCUUUUAAAGUCGAUAAAACGUCAGAAAGGCCCUUUAGGGGCAAAGUGUCUCAACUAAUUUUGUCGCUGAUUGUUAUUCCUUGGGCUUUUCAUAACCCUUAACUAGAUUGUUACAAAAUUGUCUUGUUUUCCGUUUAGUGUGUAACAUUUGGCAUGCACAUUGUAGGUGGCCAGAUGGUCCCGCACAAGUCAAUGCAUACUACAAUCGGCGACAAAAUCGAAUAGGUAGGUGGGCGUUUCUGUUGUCAUUAAUCAUGUCAAUGACAAUGACAGUGACGAUGACCAUUAAGUGACAAUGACAAUGACAUUGACAAUGACAUUGACAAUGACAAUGAAGUGACAGUGACAACGACAAUGACCAUGACAGUGACGGUAACAAUGACAGUGACAAUUACAAUAACAAUGGCAGUGACAGUGACAAUGAUAAUAACAGUGACAAUUACAGUGAUAAUGACAAUGACAAUGACAGUGACGGUGAUAGUGACAACGACAGUGAGAAUGACAACAAAAAUGACAAUGGUAGUGACCGUGACUUAAAUGACAAUGAUAAUGAUAAUUGAUAAUGCCGUAAACAGACGCUCAUAACCUACCCCACUUAUAAGCACUCCCAGUUAUAGGCCCAUCUCACGACUGUAAACAAGAAAAUACAUCUGAUCAUUAUAAGCCCCCCUCCAAAUGUAUUGAAAUGAAUUCGAUUAUGACGUUUUGAAGCUUAAUAAAAAAAAAAAAAAACAGUAAACGAAAUCCUAUUUUGAUCAGUACUGCUAUAGCUUGUUUUGAAGCGCCGUUUCUAUUCUAGACUGCGAGCAGUCUCUUUUUUUCUUUGCAACUUUACUGCACGCGAAACCCAAGCACGCAAGCGGCGAUCGGUGAAGCCGCAAGCCGCAAUAAACGAGGGCGUGUAACGUAAAGUCUGGUUUGCAAUCGCGCUGGCUGAAAUAAGAACUAGACGGACUUAAAGAGAAAAGGCGGACUACAAACAGUCAAUUUCAAUUCCGGUUAUAUGAGCUCUCGGAUAUAAGCCUCUCCGUUUUUAAGCAUGUUUGUUUGUCUUUAACAGUGUUCUUGGCUGGAAUCUUACAAUCUCCCUUCUACAAAAAGAAUUAUCCAAGGUAGGUAUACUUUGAAGCUGAGGUUAAAUAAAAGUGGUAAAUAGAAUUUAUAAGCACCAAAAAUAAAAAUCACAGCACUCUGGUUGAACUGCGUCGCUUAAAUAUUUGCCAUUUUCGUACAACACUUACGUUUCUGGAUCAAGGACAUAAAGCCGAGCUGGCCUUAUUAGAGGGCAAUUUUGUCUGACCAAUCCGUUCAGUACUCAAAAGCAGGUUUUGCUUGAGAACCCAAAUAAGCGACCCAAAAACGUUUAUAAAUGGCUGUCGAUACAGAAUUAAGCGUACUUUACUAGCUAUAUGGUACUAAUGCUUGCGCCUUGGAUGUAAACAAUGCUUUGUAAGCCAAACUGAAUAGACCCUUUCAUGGUAUUUUCAACUUUUGACUGAGGCCGGUUGGCGAAAAUCCGUCAAAACAGCUGGAAAGAACGUCUUAAAAUCAGUACAGUUGUCAAGUUUCAAAGCUGUUUGUUGAAAACGUACGAAGGUAUAGCUCCGCAAAGUUACGCAAUUUUACAAACGUUUGUUUGGUGGGCGGCAAGUUUCCUCCCAUUCCCCCGCACCACCACCACCACCACCACCACAGUACAAACGUCCGUAAAAUUUCACGACUUUGGGGGCUAUAUCUUCUCUCGCUUUAGACGUAUCGCUUUCAAAGCUUAGUAAGUUUAAUUUACUAAUGUUAAGGCGCACUUUUCAGCGGUGUCAACUGAUUAUAGCCCAAUGAUCACUAUCAAAACCUGAAAUGGUCUAUUUUCACCGUUUCUCUGUAGAUAUUUCAACUAUGGCUCAUUGGGGUUGGUGGUUGGGCAUGAACUUACCCAUGGAUUCGACGCAGGCGGUAAUAAUUUACGUAUCGUCGAAUUAUAUGAAAGCAUUAAAUUACUCGCUAUUAACAAACGUAUCAGCGGGGAAAAAGACAGUCUAACAAGGGCGGUUUCCAUUUGUCAGACUGACCGGCGAGACCAUUCCUGUCGUAAUGAGAAUUUCGCUUUUAAUCAAAACUAUCCGGCUAGAUCAUUCAAAUCGUAAAUAAUAUGCACGAAGGAGAUGGUUUUUCAUCAAAAGCUCUUGGAAAAAGCCUAUUUCAUUGUCAAAAUGACUGGUCCGGCCAUGGUCCUGCCGGCCUGUCCUGACUUCUGGAAACCACCCUUAGUAGUUUGUAAACAUUGGGUCUUAAACUGAUUUGAAACGUUGGCCACUCCAGUAGCGUCUCAACUCUAUUCAAAUAUUUAAUAACCAAAAGCUGUCUGAGUGUGGCGGCCUUACGUCGAUCUGUGUAAUUCUUAAUAUCAUAUUCAGUCUCAUCUCACAAUCGCUGAUUACUAUAACUUAACUUACUUUGAAAUUGAAAGCACAUAGCGCUAAGCACACAUGUUGAGGCAGUUCGUUUCACAAUGUUGGCGUAUGAAUGAAAAAAGGUCGCAAGUUUUCAGAGAAUGAGAAACAAGCCGGACUUAGGAAUGUGAAAGAGCUUUCAGACCUUUCUUAGGGGUCAGGAGAUAGGAGAACUGAGAUUUUAGGGGGUGGCGGUGGGGAGAGAGAGAAAGGAAGUUUCUUAUUGUCGUGUGAAGUGACUGUUACGUUUUGUUUGUUCACUUGUUGGUUUGGCUUGUUUCAGGGCGUCUUUUUGAUAAAGAUGGAAAUUUGAAAGACUGGUGGUCUCCAAGCUCGACAUUGAAUUUCAAUUCUAGAGCCAGUUGUCUUAUUUAUCAAUACAACAGCUAUGAAGUGUUUGGGCACAAUGUAAGUAGUUACUUGUGAUCGCUCUUUUGCCAAAAUCUUUUCACCGCUUGCCCGCGAGGGGUGUCUCGUGGUUACUUGAAUAAUCAGGUCUUUGUUUUCUUUCUGACAGUUAACUGAACCACAUUCACAAUCUGCAUCUAGCUGGAUCUACAACUUUAAUCUAUAAUUGUUUACAUUACAUAGAUAUGGUCAGCUAGAGGUCACAGCAUUGAGAUAGAUAGAUACUUUAUUAUAAACACCAUUGCAGCCAUAGGCUGAAUUACGGGAUAUUUACAAAUACUGAUGAUAACAAAGAGAAAAUAAGAAAAUUAUCUACAUCUUAUAGACAUGGCUAAAAAUAAAACUUUUCUUCAAACGCUCGGUUUUACAUAGGGGGAGAGUGAAAUCACUUUUGCGUCUCAGUGCAUAUUUACAACUCUUCCGUUGGGGGAGGAGGCUAUGGAGACUGUGGGUGGGGUUACAGACGAUCUCGUCAAACAGAUCGAUUGAAAUCUUUUCUCUCCUCUCAUGAAGUUUCGGUAGGCCAACUGUUUCUAGUGCUACACUAUAUGACAGGUCAGGAUAGAUGAUUCUGAAAGCCCUUCUUUGGAUCCGUUCCAAAUCUUCACUGAUGUAGUUUGGUAGAGAACGAUGGAAUACAGGACUUGCGUAUUCCAGGACGGGCCUAAUACAUGUCACAUAGAAUUGCACCAGUUCACUUGGUGCCACUCCGGAUCUCUUGAGUUGACGUAAAAAAUAGAGACGAGAGGAACAUUUUCUAAUUAGUUCAGAGGAGUGCAUGUUCCACUUUAAAUCGUGGCUAAUGGUCACGCCUAGCAAUUUGGCACUGGUGACUAAUUCAAGGGGCUUGCCAUUUAGGACUAGGGGUUCAAAAUCGUGGUUGCUGUUGGAGAAUCCAUUUCGAAGUUCUUUGCACUUGGCCUCAUUCAGUUGAAACCCAUCGAGACUCGCUUGUCUCGAAAGGUCAUCCAGAGCUUCUUGGAGUUUGCUCUCACUACCCUUGGUAACUAUUUCGGAACAAGAUGUAUCAUCCACGUAUUUCCACAUGUCAACUGGUGUGUCCAAGUCAUUAAUCAUGACAAGAAAUAACCAGGGGCCUAGUUUUGUUCCCUUAGGGACACCGGAUGGCACAGAGCACCAUUCAGAGUGACAAUCCUGAGCAAGUUUAAUUCUUUGUUUCCGGUCCAUCAAGAAGUCAACAAUCCAACCUUUGACUUGACUCGGAAUAUCAUAUGUUGUUAGUUUUUGAACAAGAACACUGUGAUCGAUAAGGUAAAAGGCCUUACGGAAAUCAAGUAGGACUACUCUUGCCGUGGCACCAUUUCCGUCGGUGUUAACAAGCCAAUUAUGCGUCAUAUUGACCAAGGCAUGUGUAGUAGACGAUUUGGGAAUAGUUCCAAAUUGUCGAGGGUCGAUUCUUUGUAACACAGCUGGUUUAACGUACUUUUCAACAAUGUGAUCUUCAGCGAGUUUAGACAGGAUAGGCGUAAGGGAAAUCGGACGGAGGUGCUUGUUAAUGUCAUUAAUAGGCCUUUGUUUUGGGACCGGGACAUACUAAAUAGCAAAGUAGAACGGAAUCAGUAUUGAACAAUACACAUGAUUACUAUUUAAAAAGCUGGGUUACUUAUAAAUAAAUUACAAAUAAUUUAAAUAGACUUAAAUGAAACUAAACACCAUCAGAUAUACUCUUGUUGUAACAGAUUAAAUAAUUAAAUUUUUUGCGGCUCGUUUGAAACCAUCAUAUGAUUCAGAUUCAAUCACAGAAUUGCUUAAACUAUUCCAAUCCCUAAUUGUUCUAGCAAAAAACCUAAACUUGUAAGUACUUCCUGAUGAGCAGGGAUUAGGAUUACUGGCGAGUGAUUCUUCCCUUAGAUUCAAUGUGGUUAGGUAUAUUAAGGCAAACUGUGUUGUUUACGGCCUUUCGCUACUACUGCCAACUUCAUAAGAAAAACUAAUGGGAGAAGUAGCCCCGGAGAAUCGCAUUAAAUUACAUUUCUGUAGCUUAAAUUUAAGGUUCCAUUUGGAGGCCCACAAGAAAAAAUUGGUCAAGUCAUUUUUGCAGAUUGACCAAGUCAAUGUGUAUCUCUACAACGCUAUUGUUUCUUUUGACUAUUACAGAUAAACGGUAAACAGACCUUGAAUGAGAACAUAGCUGAUAACGGAGGGAUAAAACUGGCAUAUGACGUAAGCUACGGGAAAAUUAUAGUAAUUAAUAUAUAUAUCUAUUAUUUGUUGCGACUUUCGCGUUCCCCAUAAUUAUUAUUCCAGUUUGUUUUAUCCACAAAAUUGUGCAUCAGUAUUGUUUUGAAUUUCUCUUGCGACUAACAAUCCCCCUUGAGAAAAUGUUUUUGAGAAGAAUUAAGUUUGCGCUCAACUCUCUUAAACGAACACUGUGGGACGUCUUGCAGGGGUAUCCGCCUUAGGAAGAGUAAAAUAGCCUGCGAAUUCAGCCCCCUUUCAUUGCUCCCUGCCGCUGAGGACCUUUUCUUUAGGGGCAGGAACCACUGUAGGUGUCCGUGUUAUGGAGAUGUCCUUCUUAUAGAGAGUUAACUAAUAGGAUUAAAGAAAGGCGGAGACCACUCUAACAGUCCGUAUUUGGGAGGUGUGCGUCUUAUAGAGGAGUAAAGAAAGGCAGUGACCACUCUCAAUGUCCGUUUUAGCGAGUUGUUCGUCCUUCUAUAGAGAGUCAACUAGAAGGAGUAGAGAAAGGCGGGGACCAAUUAUAGGUGUCCGUUAUAUUGAGGUGUCCGUCUUAUAGAUAAUCAACUAAAAGGAGUAAAGAAAGGCAGUGAAAACUCUUAGUGUCCGUUUUAGCGAGUUGUUCGUCCUGUAGAGAGUCAACUAGAAGGAGUAACGAAAGGCAGGGAGCCACUCUAGGUGUCCGUUUUAUCGAGGUGUCCGUCUUAUAGAGAGUCAAAUAAAGGGUGUAACGAAAGGCAGGGACCAAUUCUAGGUGUCUGUUUUACCGAGGUGUCCGUCUAAUAGAGAGUCAAAUAAAGGGAGUAAAGAAAGGCAGGGAGCCACUCUAGGUGUCCGUUUUACCGAGGUGUCUGUCUUAUAGAGAGUCAAAUAAAGGGUGUAAAGAAAGGCAGGGACCAACUCUUGGUGUCCAUUUUACAGAGAUGUCCAUCUUAAACAGAGUCAAAUAAAGGGGAGUAAAGAAAGGCAGGCACCAACUCUAGGUGGCCGCUUUACUGAGGUGUCCGUCUUAUAGAGAGUCAACUAAAAGGGGUAAAGAAGGGCAUGACCACUCAGUGCUAGGUUUAGGAGGGUGUCCGUGGUGUCUUUUAAGAAAGAGUUGGUUGUAUAUUAUCAGUAUAACUGCCUUUGUUCUGUUUCAUGUUGCCUGCCUCUUUUAUACAGGCAUAUAAAUCUUGGGUUUCGGACCAUGAAAAGGAAGGGCAGCUACCGGACUUGAAUUUGAGCGUGGAUCAACUUUUCUUUAUAGGAUUCGCUACGGUAAGUUAUGUACAUAUCGAACACUACUUAGAGACAACUAUGUAUUGUUGCAACAAGGUUUCCUGGGUUUUUUGUACCCGCAAAAUUUGUUACAUAGUCUACAGCCCCUGUAGUGGAAAAAUACUGCUUAUCUGAAAUAACUGCCUGGAUUUCCAAGAAUUAUGUUCGACACAAACUCUUUAUUUUCUAUACAGGCCAAAAGUCCCUAGAUAGUUAGAAGGAGAUUUUUAGGUGUGGUGNUGUUGCCUGCCUCUUUUAUACAGGCAUAUAAAUCUUGGGUUUCGGACCAUGAAAAGGAAGGGCAGCUACCGGACUUGAAUUUGAGCGUGGAUCAACUUUUCUUUAUAGGAUUCGCUACGGUAAGUUAUGUACAUAUCGAACACUACUUAGAGACAACUAUGUAUUGUUGCAACAAGGUUUCCUGGGUUUUUUGUACCCGCAAAAUUUGUUACAUAGUCUACAGCCCCUGUAGUGGAAAAAUACUGCUUAUCUGAAAUAACUGCCUGGAUUUCCAAGAAUUAUGUUCGACACAAACUCUUUAUUUUCUAUACAGGCCAAAAGUCCCUAGAUAGUUAGAAGGAGAUUUUUAGGUGUGGUGUUCAGUCUUGGACAUUGCUCGUACUAUACAUAAUCCCAUAUAUCAGUGUGUAAAAUGUAUCGAUGUAUAAGUAAAGAUGACUUUCAUGACUUGAUAUCCUCACGAAGCAUAUAUAUUUUGUCCAAACUUUGUUAGCCAUGGUGUAGUGUCUACAAAAAGGAUGCGGCUCUCUUUCAACUGAGGACUGACUCACACUCUUAUAAUAAAUACAGGUAAUUACAUCGUUAUUUUAACGAUCUCAGACCAAGUCUUUUUUUACCACUUUAACUGUUUAAUUAAUUUUAUUUCCUUUGGUAAUAUAGUGACAGUACAUCUCUGCGUAACUUUCUCUGGUAGUGAAAGGAUGCAUACCCCUCCCUACCCCCAUUCACCCCACCCCUCUUCCUUUACAAAUGAGACUUACCGGUUGGAAACUCCAGGGAGACCGGGUACAAGCUUUGGGCGCAGCGAUUUCUGGGAUUGUUUGGGUCGACAAGUGUUAGUUAUGAUUGGUCGGUAGUAUUCAAGGCACAGUAACCAAUCAUAUAAUAGUUGAGCCGAAAGCUCGUACCAAUUCCCCAUUUAGUUUCUGGAAUGGGGAAUGUUGCGUUUCCAGCUCGAGGAAAACGGUUUUUUUUUUUCGCAUAAGAUAUCGCGCGGAAGCUCAAGCGUAACUCUUAAUCAUGAAAAUAUAUUUGAUUCAAGUUCUGGUGUUUCGCUGAGUUAAAGUUAAUAAAGCUUCCCACCCUCCUAGUCUUAAAACCCUACUUACCUCUAACCCGCUUUCCUGAUAUCAAAAGCGGGAGAGGGUGGGUGGGGCCAGUGUUUAUAACUUCUUACAAUCUGGCAAUUUGAUCAUCUUGAUCCCUUCUUUUGCAGGGUGAUUGGAUCGCUGUCCAACUUUGAAAGGUUUUCAAAAGCCUUCAGCUGUUCAAGCAGCAAAGAGAUGAACCGCGGCGAAGACAGGUGCGCCGUAUGGUGAUCACAUGAUGAGCUGAUCAUGUGAUGCACGCUUUUAAUCACUUUGUUUCACUUCCGGAACGAGUGUUUUUUCCAUCAGAUAUGUGUUACGUUCAGUUCAACUGAGUUAGAGCUUUUUUUUAUGUAACCAGUUGUUUUGUUAGCGGCGAAUAUUGAAUUUAUUAUAAGCACGCUGUUAAAUUUUGUACUUGUACAAAGUCCAUUUUGAGGUAGAAGAAAAAGUUAAAGCAAAUAUGUUAUAAUAAU
Messenger RNA from Porites evermanni, 29616 nucleotides. The record is from the annotation of a GenBank genome assembly. Lineage: Eukaryota; Metazoa; Cnidaria; Anthozoa; Scleractinia; Poritidae.